Molecule: messenger RNA, 1390 nt
Organism: Striga asiatica
Lineage: Eukaryota; Viridiplantae; Streptophyta; Magnoliopsida; Lamiales; Orobanchaceae
Source: the annotation of a GenBank genome assembly
GUACUCUCUGCUUCACAUGCAGUACUUCCUUCUCCAUGAAACCACUUCCCAAAUCUUAUAUCUUUCAAACUGUAAAGCCCUAAUUUUCCGAUCGUCUUAGCGGUUCGGAAAACCAGGUAAAUUUAGUACUAUAUUUGGAGCUAAAAUGGCGGAGGAAAAGGACGCCACGUCGGUGCCCCUGAGCCAAGGCGCUCGCGAGGAAGAAGAAGAAGGGCGAGAUCCGGAAGACCCUUUAAAAUCUCCUCAAAAUCCUCCAGAUUCUUCCACCCGUAGCGCUUGCUGUUUUGUUCUUCAAAGCUGGGUUUCAAAAAAGUUUAUGACUGGAUGUGUUGUCCUAUUUCCGAUUGCUGUAACAUUCUUCGUGACCUGGUGGUUCAUUCAAUUUGUUGAUGGUUUCUUCAGUCCUUUAUAUGCUCAGCUGGGCAUAGACAUAUUCGGACUUGGAUUUGUGACAUCAUUAGUUUUCGUAUUCCUUGUCGGUGUAUUUGUUUCAUCAUGGUUGGGAGCGACAGUUUUUUGGAUUGGAGAAUGGUUUAUAAAGAGAAUGCCAUUCGUUAAGCAUCUUUAUUCAGCCUCUAAGCAAAUUAGUUCCGCAAUUUCCCCUGAUCAAAAUAAUACCGCAUUUAAGGAAGUGGCAAUCAUACAGCACCCACGUGUCGGUGAAUAUGCAUUCGGCUUUAUCACGUCAUCAGUUGUCCUUCAGAGAGACGAUGGAGAUGAAGAACUAUGUAGUGUUUUUGUUCCAACAAAUCAUUUGUAUAUUGGCGAUAUAUUCCUGGUUAAUUCAAAGGAUAUCAUACGACCCAAUCUGUCCAUCCGUGAAGGAAUAGAAAUCAUUGUUUCUGGUGGUAUGACAAUGCCACAAAAGAUCACGCCAAUUUCCCCAAUCGAAAGAGUUGUUGCUCGACAAGGCGAAAGGAUUCCCCUAAGUAGACUAGUCUGAGUUGACCUCAGGAACAUUGACUUGGCAUUUCAAGUCGGUAUGGUUAUCUAGGGCGCAGAGGCAAGAAAUGUAUUUUUGUAAGGGGAAAGAUUUGAUUACAGAGUUUUUUACUAUUAGACUAUAUAAUUCAAAUGAUUUAAUGGCAUUUGAUGAUAUAGUUGCGGACUAGUUUUCAAUAUAUUUUGGUAUUUAAAUGUAUUGACAAAUAUGAGAAUGUGUUUUUACAGAGAUGCAUUAAUGAAAUGUUGAUGUGGAUAUGAUGUGGAGGAAAAAGAAUAUAACUAGUGUUUAAAUGAACGGAUAUGGUUGAGGAUACUCUAAGAAUAGCGAAGCGAAAGAUGGAAAGGUUACGUGUUCAUUGGAAAAAGAGAUGAUGAUUGAUGAAUGAAAUUGAAUUUAAGAAAUACUAUGUUCUUGAAAAAUGACUUUUAAUUUUGGAUAUCCUGG